Messenger RNA from Staurois parvus, 413 nucleotides. Lineage: Eukaryota; Metazoa; Chordata; Amphibia; Anura; Ranidae. The record is from the annotation of a GenBank genome assembly.
AGAGCCGAAGAUGUCGGCUCGGUCAUGUGAUCAGCUGUGUCCAAUCACAGCUGAUCACAUCAGUGCCACUUGUCAGUGUCCAUCAGUGCCAGCUCUCAGUGCUCAUCCAUGCCACCUGCCAGUGCCCAUCCGUGCCACAUCAAUGCCACAUAUCAGUGCCUACCAGUGCACAUCAAUGCCACAUAUCAGUGCCCAUCUGAGCUGCCUUUCAGUGUCACCCAUCAGUGCCAGUCAGUGCCACCUAUCAGUGCCAGUCAGUGCCACCUAUCAAUGCCAGUUAGUGCCGCCUAUCAGUGUGCAUCAGUGACGCCUAUCAGUGCCAGUCAGUAUUGCCUAUCAGUGCCAGUCAGUGUCGCUUAUUAGUGCCGCCUUUUUCAGUGCCCAUCAGUGAUGCCUGUCAAUGCCCUUCAGUG